AUAAUCUCAAUCAUCUGCUCCGCCGUAACUUCUGUGUGUGCGACCGGAAUUUAAACAUGACGUUUUGAUAGAAUUGCUAUGACAUCACCGGAGUCCGUUGCACUUCCCGGGCUGAUAUUCGAUCUAAGAAACGACGAGUGCAUAAUGCGAACGUCCGUCGAUGCGUGAUUGCGGAUUCUGUCGUUUUGACAAUUAACGCCACACCUAAGUCACGCAAUUUAUUUAUCACAAACCUACAGGCACGUAUAUAUAUCUGUGGCGUACGCACUAGAAUAUUUCGUGUAGCUUGGCUGUGAUUAUCUGUAACUUUGUUCUGUAUGUAUGCGAUUCUCCAUCGGAGAUCGCACAAUCAAGUGUAUAGAAACAUUAGAAACGUAGAAAGACGAUAAUCUUCGGGCGAAACGUCUUUAUGAGAUCUCCUUCUCCUAACAUUCAGCAGAUUUACGCGUAGAGCGUGCUGCGGCAAAAAGUUGUAUUCAUGCCGUUUUGUCUGAGAGGUAACGCAACUUGCAAAAUGGAAGAAUAUUCUGUUGCAUCUGAUGUGUCAGUAGUGGACGUGUACGAUAUUGCAUCGGAGAUAGGGAAGGAAUGCGAGAAGCUCAUAGAUCUGUUUGGGGUGGAGUCGGUGACCAAUUUAAUGCCAAAGGUGAUAAACGCUUUAGAGCUACUUGAGAAUCUUGCUACUAAGAAUGAGCGUGAAAAUACUAUGGUGCAAGAGCUGAGUGCUAAGAUUUCUCAGCUUGAGAGCGAUAAGAUUGGAAAGGCUGAAGAUAGGCAACGAUUUGAAAAGGAAUUGGAACAAAUUGAGGAACACUGGAGACAAGAAUCACGCGAUUUAGUAGCAAUGGUUACUAGAUUACAAGAAGAAAACAGACGAUUAGCCGAAUCUCUACAUGAAUCACGUAGUGAUAGUCAGUACAGCAGUAAACAAACAACUAUCACAGCUAGUCAGGAGGUUGAUAUAGCAGUUCUACAACAUUUGAGGUCUAUGAUAGAUAAACAACGAGAGCAGAUCCGUGCUAGAGAUCGAGAAUUGUCACAAAAAACCGCAGAAAUUGAAAAUUUGAGUGCACAAGUGGAGAAACUUACCGUACUGGGACGGGAAUUGAAACGUAAACAACGACAAGCGCAAAUGCAAGCUCGAGGUUUAGUAGAAGAAAGAGCUGACUUUUUAGCACAACUGCAGGAUCAGAAUCGGGAACUUAUAAAUCUUCGGGGACGGCUUGGCAUGGCUAAGAAAGAAAAUGAGGAUUUGAGUAAAUUACAAGGCUGUCCUGAUUUGACGAACAAAGCAAUUUAUGACCUGGAUGAUCCUGAUAGGCCCAGAUUCACGACUGCCGAACUAAAAGAAAUUUUACACGAGCGAAAUGAAUUGAAAGCAAGAGUUUCGGAUCUCGAAGACGAACUAGAAUUAUAUAGACCAAAACCUGAAAUUCCUGAGGAUGACAAAGAUGCACCCGUGCAGGGGCCGCUUCCUUAUGAACCAGAUGAUGCACCAUGGAAAAAAUCCUCUGAAUCUGGAAUUCGUAAAUUCUUCCGAAAAAUAUUCUCUGAGUCUAGCAGCAGCUUUCUCGGAGGUAGUAGUCCCAGACGAAGUCUUUCUAGUCUUUCAAAAAUGGCCCUAUCUGGUAACAGUACCUGUGAUACAUCUAUAUAAUGCUUUUUUAAAAAUGCGUUGGAUAAUUUUAAGUAAUUAGAACUUGUCGAGGACGACAACCAAGGAUGACGUGGCUUAGGACUAGACUUUUUAUUUACGUAACCACAUUCUCUGACUGCUCGAUAUACAUACAAUUUUACAUCAGAUAUUUUAAUGUAGAGAUAGCAAUUCCUGUAAGAAAGAUAGUUGAUAUUGUUGAGACCUGGUUCAUAAUAGAUAGAUGUGCAUGCAAUGAGCGAAUAGAGGAAAUAUUAGAUUUGUAUAAACCUAUAAUACAACAGAAGAAACCUGUAUGCAUGUACAUAAUUGUAUAGAUGUAAAAAAAAAGACAAUGUGUAUUUAGCUGCACGACCUUAGUACAUCAUAACAUUUCUCAUUUUUUCCGUUUACUCCCCUUUAGAUGUUGAAUUCAUUGAAAUUAAUAGAUACGUAGGAUAUUCGUAAUGUAUGUAAGAAAAAGAUAGUGAUCAAAUAGAAAAAAAUAUUCCAGUUUUUUCAAACUUACUAGGUGCGUGUAGUUUUAAAUGUACAUUGAUGAGGUUCUAAUUGUGUCUAAUGUGAAACAGGUCUCGUUUUUCUAUAUAUAUAUAUAAAUUUAUUCUAGAUAUAAUUGUGAGUCGAUAACAUUCGGUUUCAACACAAUCAUUCUGAAACGCCCCUAUAUUAAAUUAGAAAGAAAGAAAGUAAGAAAUUUAUUACGAAAAAUAUUAGCUCAGCCAAGAUUCGAACCUCUCAACUUUCCGGGAAGAGUGUUGUCUCAAUGGUCGAGCUGGGUAAGACAUUCUUCCCGGAAAGUUGAGAGGUUCGAAUUCUGGCUGAGGUAAUAUUUUUCGCAAUAAAUUUCUUACUUUUUUUCUUUCUUUCUUUCUUUCUAAUUUAAUUUAAAAGGAAUUAGUAGCGUUUCAGAAUGAUUAUGUUGAAACCGAAUGUUAUCGGCUCGCAAUUAUAUCUGGAAUAAAUUGAUUUAAUAAAAAAAUAUAUAAUGUAUUAUUUGUAACAUCCAAAAUUUGACCGAUUUUAGUUUUCUUUAUCGUAUUCGAUGUAUUCAUAUACGGUCGUGCUUAAAAUUCUUAAUAUGUAUAUGCACGCGCGCGCGCCACACACACACACACACACACACACACACACACACACACACACACACACGCACGCACGCACAUGCAGAUACCAAAGUAUUUAAUCAUUGUUUGCUAAACUUCAAAAAGUGAUUUAUAUAUCUUAUAAUAAUUAUCUUUUAAUAAUUUUCUUUAUUCCAUCAAUUAUCUAUAUCUGAAUUAAUCUAUUCUAACCUUGCACUUAAACGCAAUUUUUAUAAUAAACUCUACAUUAGACA
This is a messenger RNA of Acromyrmex echinatior (Panamanian leafcutter ant), 2990 nucleotides long. RefSeq names its product Rab interacting lysosomal protein like (gene Rilpl). Gene Ontology annotation, cellular component: cytoplasm; ciliary basal body. Lineage: Eukaryota; Metazoa; Arthropoda; Insecta; Hymenoptera; Formicidae. Gene Ontology annotation, molecular function: protein dimerization activity; dynein light intermediate chain binding; small GTPase binding. The record is from RefSeq and is a predicted model, not a curated record. Gene Ontology annotation, biological process: cilium assembly.